Messenger RNA from Dunckerocampus dactyliophorus (ringed pipefish), 1557 nucleotides. It is a transcript of the gene mrps9, whose product is annotated as mitochondrial ribosomal protein S9. The transcript has 12 exons. Gene Ontology annotation, biological process: translation. NCBI's taxonomy places the organism in Eukaryota, Metazoa, Chordata, Actinopteri, Syngnathiformes, Syngnathidae. The coding region runs from base 59 to 1390 and encodes 443 amino acids. Gene Ontology annotation, cellular component: mitochondrial small ribosomal subunit; ribosome. Gene Ontology annotation, molecular function: structural constituent of ribosome; RNA binding. The record is from RefSeq and is a predicted model, not a curated record.
AAGUCGCCAUGUUGUUUCACCCAAAACAAGAAAGCCUAACAACUAAGAAGAGUUGGAGAUGCCGUCUUGUGCUGCUAAUAAUUGCACAAAUCGUGAUACUCGUGAAAGUCGCGAGAAGGGACUUACAUUUCACAGAUUUCCACACUGCAAUGUUCAACUUCUAAAGCAAUGGGUAGUAAAUAUGCGGAGAGACAGGUGGAUUCCUGCAGCCAGAUCGCAACUCUGUUCAAGUCAUUUCACCGAGGAGAACUUGGACAGGACCGGCCAGACUGUUAGAUUACGACAAAAUGCAGUUCCAACAACAUUUGACUUUCCUGAUCAUCUUCUAAAGGUGGUCAGGAGGCAGAUAUACACAAGUGCAGUCACGCACAGGAAGAACCUGGCAGCCGCUGGUCCGGAAAAGUUCACGAUGGAGUUUAUUGAGAAGCAGGUGGAGGACUUCAACGUCGGCAAGCGGCACCUGGCCAACAUGAUGGGAGAAGACCCAGAGAACUUCACCCAGGAGGACGUAGAUAGGAGCAUCGCCUACCUCUUUCCCUCUGGACUAUUUGAGAAGAAGGCGCGGCCCCUCAUGAAGCAUCCGGAGGAAAUCUUCCCAAAGCAGCGAGCUGUCCAAUGGGGGGCGGAUGGACGGCCGUUCCACUUUCUGUUUUACACGAGAAAACAGGCCUACUACUCCUUGAUGCACGAGACGCAGAGUAAAAUCCUCAACAUCGAGAGGCAUCAGGAUCGGCUACGAGCCAAAGGGCUCUUCUCCAAGGACGUCAAGCAGAUUUCCCUGAGUACAAGCAGGUGGCUCCUGAAGGAGGAGUUGGAGGAGUUGCUUGUGGAGACCAUGUCUGUUCACGAUUACAGUCGCUUCCUCCAGCUAAUGGAGCGACUGUUGUCUCUGCCGUACUGCACCGUGGAGGAGCAGUUUGUCUUAAAUUACCGCCGGCAACUUACAGGCCAAUCCAGAAAGGACACAAUCCCACCAGUCGAGAAGGAUGAAAGGGGCGUGGCCUGCAGCACCGCUGAAGGACGAAGAAAGACGUCCAAUGCCGCCGUGAUCCUGAGAGACGGUGGCUCUGGAUCUGUCAGCAUCAACAAGCAGAAUUACCUCCAGUACUUCCCUGUGCUACAAGACAGAGAACAGCUGAUGUUCCCCCUUCAGUUCAUGGACACGCUGGGACGCUUUGACCUGGAGUGCAGCGUGAGCGGCGGUGGGCGGUCCAGCCAGGCGGGCGCGUUGCGACUCGCCAUCUCCCGAGCCCUUUGCAGCUUUCUGUCGGAGGGAGGUGUGGAGGCCAUGAGGCAAGCUGGUUUGCUGACCCCAGACCCGAGGGUGCGAGAGAGGAAAAAGCCGGGUCAGGAAGGUGCCAGGAGGAAAUUCACCUGGAACAAACGUUGAUACUACACGAACGCGUGAAAGCAUUAAACUCAGUUCAGUAUUCCUGACUUGGGACUGAGAUCCCUCACGCCUGCAAGGGAAACAUUUCAUGCUCAGCCACCUGAUGGCGCCCAUUUGCAGAAAUGACUAACUACGUUGUAUAGUAAUAAAGUUCCAUUGCUUUUCUA